AUGGCUGUCGGGGAACCAACCGACUGGUGCCCGCUGUGCCUGGUGCGGCUGCCUCCCGAGCGGGCCCCGCGCCUGCUCAGCUGUCCGCACCGCUCGUGCCGGGACUGCCUCCGCCACUACCUGCGCCUGGAGAUCAGCGAGAGCCGGGUACCCAUCAGCUGCCCCGAGUGCAGCGAGCGACUCAACCCGCACGACAUCCGUCUGCUGCUCGCCGACCCGCCACUCAUGCACAAGUACGAGGAGUUCAUGCUGCGCCGCUACCUGGCCUCGGACCCCGACUGCCGCUGGUGCCCGGCCCCGGACUGCGGUUAUGCUGUUAUUGCCUAUGGCUGUGCCAGCUGCCCAAAGCUGACCUGUGAGAGGGAAGGUUGCCAGACUGAGUUCUGCUACCACUGUAAGCAAAUAUGGCAUCCAAAUCAGACAUGCGAUAUGGCCCGUCAGCAGAGAGCACAGACUUUGCGAGUACGGACCAAGCACACUUCAGGUCUCAGUUAUGGGCAAGAAUCUGGACCAGAUGACAUCAAGCCAUGCCCACGAUGCAGUGCUUACAUUAUCAAGAUGAAUGAUGGAAGCUGUAAUCAUAUGACCUGUGCAGUGUGUGGCUGUGAAUUCUGUUGGCUUUGUAUGAAAGAGAUCUCUGACUUGCAUUACCUCAGCCCCUCUGGCUGCACAUUCUGGGGCAAGAAGCCAUGGAGCCGUAAGAAGAAAAUUCUUUGGCAGCUGGGCACAUUGAUUGGUGCUCCAGUUGGGAUUUCCCUCAUUGCUGUCAUUGCCAUUCCUAUUCAUAGCAGGUAUGAGGGAAGAAAAACCUCCAAACAUAAGAGGAAUUUGGCUAUCACAGGAGGAGUGACUUUGUCAGUCAUUGCAUCUCCAGUUAUUGCUGCAGUUAGUGUUGGUAUUGGCGUCCCCAUUAUGCUGGCUUAUGUCUACGGGGUUGUGCCCAUUUCUCUCUGUCGUGGAGGCGGCUGUGGAGUUAGCACAGCCAACGGAAAGGGAGUGAAAAUUGAGUUUGAUGAAGAUGAUGGCCCAAUCACAGUGGCAGAUGCCUGGCGAGCCCUCAAGAAUCCCAGCAUUGGAGAAAGCAGCAUUGAAGGCCUGACUAGUGUCUUGAGCACCAGUGGAAGCCCUACAGAUGGACUAAGUGUUAUGCAGGGCCCAUACAGUGAAACAGCCAGCUUUGCAGCCCUGUCAGGGGGCACACUAAGUGGUGGCAUUCUUUCCAGUGGCAAGGGAAAAUAUAGCAGGUUAGAAGUCCAAGCCGAUGUCCAAAAGGAAAUUUUCCCCAAAGACACAGCCAGUCUUGGUGCAAUUAGUGACAACGCAAGCACUCGUGCUAUGGCCGGUUCCAUAAUCAGUUCCUACAACCCACAGGACAGAGAAUGCAACAAUAUGGAAAUCCAAGUGGACAUUGAAGCUAAACCAAGCCACUAUCAGCUGGUGAGUGGAAGCAGCACGGAGGACUCGCUCCAUGUUCAUGCUCAGAUGGUGGAGAAUGAAGAAGAGGAUAGUGGUGGUGGCGGUGGUGGCGGCGAUGGCAGCGAUGGCAGCAAUGAAGAGGAUCCCCCCUGCAAACACCAAAGCUGUGAACAGAAAGACUGUCUGGCCAGCAAACAUUGGGACAUCAGCUUGGCCCAGCCUGAGAGCAUCCGCAGUGACCUGGAGAGCUCUGAUACGCAGUCAGACGAUGUGCCAGACAUCACUUCAGAUGAGUGCGGCUCCCCUCGCUCCCAUACUGCAGCCUGCCCCUCAACUCCCAGAGCCCAAGGUGCACCGAGCCCAAGUGCCCAUAUUAACCUCUCUGCCCCAGCUGCGGGGAAGACUGUCUUGAAGCCAGAAGGUGCAGAAGCCAGAGUAUGAAGUGGAAUGAAUGCUCCCGUUCUGAGAAGCACACUUGUGCACCUGCUCUUUGUCUUCCUGGCCUGUGCUUUACUACAAUGAGGAUGAUGAGUCUGGACAACAGCCAACUUGGAAGGUUCUGAUCUCUUGAGCACUGCAGCCAGACUUAGCACAUUUCCCUGCACCUGGGACAGGAAAUGCUGUUAGUAGACUUUGGGUCUUUGGAAGAGGGCACCCUAGAGGUGUCCAAAUGUGAAAAGGGGAACCUGUUGGGAAAAAGGGCAAUCUGGAAAUCUCUGAAAUGCAAUUAACGCAAUACUCACAGUCCUCUUGAAGCCUCAUCAAGAGAGCAGUUAACUUGGAUAAAAUCGAAGAAGUCUGUUGGAAGGCCAGAAGGUUGCAGCCAAACCUGUAUUCUUUUCUAUGCUCCACUUCUUACUGCUGUGAAACUUGGGGAAAUUACUCUGAGUCUGUUUUCACUUAGCAGAAAUGGCGAUAAUCUAAUUAUGGGGUUGUAAAGAUUAAGUGAGAUGGUAUACUGAAAAUACUUUUGGUUAAAGGCCCAUGUUUUUUCCUCCUUCAGGAACAGGAAGAAAUAAGGGAAAUUAUGGGUGUCAACUGAGAAAGCCCAGAACUCUAGACCAGAGGCUAUGAAAAACUACACUACUGUUAUAUCUCCUAGACAUUAGCAGAUGAAAAGUCCUGUCCAUCACCACCACCUGGAGGAGAACAUGAGUAAUGCAUCGGAAAAGUUGGUCUGCUUAGAAUAUGGGGAAUGUUUAAUUUCCUCUCGGUAGAGCUUUCAUUCGUUCUGAAAUACGUACUAUGUUUCAGGUAUAGGAUGCAUUAAGAAAAAACAUGAAAUUUCUGUCCCCACGGAACUAACACCUUAGUGGGGAAAAAUGAUCUGGAUGAGGGUAAGUGCACUAAAGAAAACGAAGCAGAAAAAGUGAAGAGAGUGAGUCAGAUGUUGCUCCUUCAGGUGGGUAGUAUAGGCCUCUUUGAUAAAGGUAACAUUUUAUUAGAGUCCCAAAUGGAAUGAGAACUAUGUGAAUACCAGGCAUGAAGAAUAAAGUAAAAAGGCUCUUUGAUGGAG
Pteropus alecto (black flying fox) is the source of this 2932-nucleotide messenger RNA. It is a transcript of the gene RNF19B, whose product is annotated as ring finger protein 19B. Gene Ontology annotation, cellular component: ubiquitin ligase complex; cytoplasm. Bases 1 to 1857 code for a protein of 618 amino acids. Gene Ontology annotation, molecular function: ubiquitin conjugating enzyme binding; zinc ion binding; ubiquitin protein ligase activity. The record is from RefSeq and is a predicted model, not a curated record. NCBI's taxonomy places the organism in Eukaryota, Metazoa, Chordata, Mammalia, Chiroptera, Pteropodidae. Gene Ontology annotation, biological process: ubiquitin-dependent protein catabolic process; protein polyubiquitination; positive regulation of proteasomal ubiquitin-dependent protein catabolic process. The transcript is spliced from 11 exons.